GCGGUUUUUUCCCUUCAUAUCCUACAAUAACACAAUAACCACCAAUAGAUGGCAGAAAGGCGUAAAGAGUUGAUGACGGCUGCCACUAAACUCAAAAGAAGAAGAAAGCUGCCUGGUACUUCCGCUAAAAAUGGCGGCUCUCAGAGGACUGUGGAGGACGUGCAGUUUGCUGUCAUCUCAGAGCCCACUCUUUCUCACUGCUGUCCGAUCCCGGUGCUCUGUUAGCAGGCAGGUGCUUCCCCAGACCUCACUGUCCAGUCCGCCCUGGCCGCAGUUGAGGCCACUGCUCCCUGAGGAGCUCGAGGAGGAGAAGCGCCGACACGCUGCCGUCGUGAGCACCGUCAACCAGUUGAUCCAGGGGCAGGAUUUCGGACGACUAUUUGCCGUGGUCUUCUUCGCCGGACAUCAAUGGAAGGUCACCGUUGAGGAUCUGAUCAUCGUGGAGAACUACAUCAACGCAGAAUGUGGGGACCGGAUCCGGUUGGAGAAGGUCCUUCUGGCCGGCGCAGAUGACUUCACGUUGAUCGGCAGGCCACUGUUGGGAAAAGAACUAGUCCGAGUGGAGGCCACGGUGCUGGAAAAGACCGAAUCGUGUCCAAAAGUCGUGAUGCGAUUCUGGAGGAGAAAACGGUUUGAGCGUAAGAGGUUCGUCAUCCAGCCACAGACGGUGCUGAGAAUCAACAGCAUCGAGCUGGCGCCCGCACUGGAAGGAUAAUGAACUCUGCGUUAUUCCACACACAGACAAUGGGGCAUAUUCGUAAGGACUUGUCAUAAAUAUGUAAACACCGCGGGUUUCUUCAGUUCCGAUCAAUCGGAUCAUUGUAAAAAUAAAAAGUGACUGAAGUAUUGAUUAAAUUCUGUGCUAUCAAUCUCAACACAUGUUCAGUGUUUUUGAAAUGUGGUUAAAUGAAGGUUAUUGGUGUACUGGAGCCCAAGAUGCUGUUAUUUAUUAAGUUAUUUUACAUCAGCAAAGCAAGAAUCUACCAUGAAAAAGACUAAAGAAUAAAUAAUUUUAGCAAAAAAAGGCUGAAGCUAACUAGGAGAAUCAUUCCCCCAAACUUGGUCCUCAAGUCACUGGAUAAUUUGAACAGACUUCUCUGGUUUACUCUCCUGGUUUUCCAAUUCAACCAUUUGUCUGAUGUUUACAGAGAAAAUGGUAAACAAUGUCAGCCU
This is a messenger RNA of Cynoglossus semilaevis (tongue sole), 1173 nucleotides long. RefSeq names its product mitochondrial ribosomal protein L21 (gene mrpl21). Gene Ontology annotation, cellular component: mitochondrial large ribosomal subunit; ribosome. The record is from RefSeq and is a predicted model, not a curated record. Lineage: Eukaryota; Metazoa; Chordata; Actinopteri; Pleuronectiformes; Cynoglossidae. The transcript has a single exon. The coding region runs from base 131 to 715 and encodes 194 amino acids. Gene Ontology annotation, molecular function: structural constituent of ribosome.